AUGAUGGUCAGGCACUUGAUAUUGUUCCUUCUCGCUGCGUUGUUUCCACAAGCACUCGCAGAUGUGGAGUUUGUGAUUCCAAAAUCCGGUGCCGUCCUGCAAACCGGGGAUGUUCUUUUGGCCCAGUGGAGAGAAUCAGGCAGGCUUCCCCUGAUCUCUGACUUCCUACACUACGAUCUCUAUCUCUGCGCCGGCGGGGAGGUAGUGGGCACUUAUGUGGGGCUCCUGUCUCUACACAUGAUUUAUGAAGAUGUAGUUCUGCUGUCGAAAGGAAACGUCUUUGCGAGGGGUAACUCAAUAUCCUUCAUGCUCGACCCCAGCUUGAGGGAGACUGAUGCAAAUACAUACUUUCUAAAAAUGGUCUCUUGGGGCACGGGUGCCUCCGUCAUAAAUUUUUCUGAGCAGUUCACGAUAAGUAAUAUGACCGGCCCUGUCUCAGCAUCCGUCUUGCACAGCUUGCCUCCCACAAAUAACGACUCCGCACUUUCGGAUUAUGAAAUGUCCAGACAUCAUGAACUACGAAAGAGACAAGUAGAAGAGGCUCUUACAGUCCCAUAUCAAUUGCAGACCGGGCCUACCAGAUAUGCGCCAAUGGCUAAGAAGCCUGCAAGCACAAUUCCAGCCAAAUUGCCGACUCCCCAAUUUCCGGCAAGCGCAUAUACCAUCGCCACAACCUAUCUCCCCCCAGCAACCGUCCAGGUCACCCUCUCCGCCUCUGUGACAUACUCCGUGGCCAGUAUUGAGAAUACUGCCUCUCCCGCACCACAUUUGCACGACGCACAGAUGAGGCGAUUCUUAGAAAGAUGGAAAGACUAA
Messenger RNA from Aspergillus japonicus CBS 114.51, 816 nucleotides. Its product is annotated as putative beta-1,6-glucan biosynthesis protein (Knh1). NCBI's taxonomy places the organism in Eukaryota, Fungi, Ascomycota, Eurotiomycetes, Eurotiales, Aspergillaceae. The coding region runs from base 1 to 816 and encodes 271 amino acids. Gene Ontology annotation, biological process: cell wall biogenesis; fungal-type cell wall organization; (1->6)-beta-D-glucan biosynthetic process. Gene Ontology annotation, cellular component: extracellular region. The record is from RefSeq and is a predicted model, not a curated record. The transcript has 4 exons.